CGCCGCCGUCGCCGCCAUUUUCCCAGAGCGAGAAGCAGUGACACUGAGCGGGCGCAGGGGGCCGAGUCGGAGACGGUGCCUGAGUUCGGGAGCGGCAACAGAGGGGGCAUAGACACACCGAACAACCUCGCCGCCGCCUCUGCGUUCUUGUUGACUGCCUGGGUGCCCCCUCCCCUACUCCUUGGCUCCUGGCGAAGAGGCUGCGCGCUGCUGUUUGGGGAGGGGGUGUGUGGAGCCGGGUCCUGUGUCCGCAGUGGCUGCUGUCGGGGGUUCGUCUGAUUGCGAAGGUGUGGAGAGACUCCUUGGGGGUCGAGCAAAUAACGGGGUUCGGGUGUCUGGUGUGUGAACAUCACAGGGUUUGUGGAUGCACUUAGAUGUUUGCAAUGAGCACUGUGGCUGGCAUGCCCCAGUGUUUUGGAUACCAAUGCAUAGGACUCCAUAGUAAUCGAAUUUACCAGAGGCGAACGUCAUGAGCAUAGUGAUCCCAUUGGGGGUUGAUACAGCAGAAACGUCAUACUUGGAAAUGGCUGCAGGCUCAGAACCAGAAUCCGUAGAAGCUAGCCCUGUGGUAGUUGAGAAAUCCAACAGUUAUCCCCACCAGUUAUAUACCAGCAGCUCACAUCAUUCACACAGUUACAUUGGUUUGCCCUAUGCGGACCAUAAUUAUGGUGCUCGUCCUCCUCCAACACCUCCAGCUUCCCCUCCUCCAUCAGUUCUUAUUAGCAAAAAUGAAGUAGGCAUAUUUACCACUCCUAAUUUUGAUGAAACUUCCAGUGCUACUACAAUCAGCACAUCUGAGGAUGGAAGUUAUGGUACUGAUGUAACCAGGUGCAUAUGUGGUUUUACACAUGAUGAUGGAUACAUGAUCUGUUGUGACAAAUGCAGUGUUUGGCAACAUAUUGAUUGCAUGGGGAUUGAUAGACAGCAUAUUCCUGAUACCUAUCUAUGUGAACGUUGUCAGCCUAGGAAUUUGGAUAAAGAGAGGGCGGUGCUACUACAACGCCGGAAAAGGGAAAAUAUGUCAGAUGGUGAUACCAGUGCAACUGAGAGUGGUGAUGAAGUUCCUGUGGAAUUAUACACUGCAUUUCAACAUACUCCAACUUCAAUUACUUUAACUGCUUCAAGAGUUUCCAAGGUCAAUGAUAAAAGAAGGAAAAAAAGUGGAGAGAAAGAACAAAACAUUUCAAAAUGUAAAAAAGCCUUUCGUGAAGGAUCUAGAAAGUCAUCAAGAGUUAAGGGUUCAGCUCCAGAAAUUGAUCCUUCAUCUGAUGGUUCAAAUUUUGGAUGGGAGACAAAAAUCAAAGCAUGGAUGGAUCGAUAUGAAGAGGCAAACAAUAACCAAUAUAGUGAGAGUGUCCAGAGGGAGGCACAAAGAAUAGCUCUUAGAUUAGGCAGUGGAAAUGAUAAAAAAGACAUGAAUAAAUCAGAAUUGAACACCAACAAUUUACUCUUCAAACCUCCUGUAGAGAGCCAUAUACAAAAGAAUAAAAAAAUUCUGAAAUCUGCCAAAGAUUUGCCUCCUGAUGCACUUAUCAUUGAAUACAGAGGGAAGUUUAUGUUGAGAGAACAGUUUGAAGCAAAUGGAUAUUUCUUUAAAAGACCAUACCCUUUUGUUUUAUUCUACUCAAAAUUUCAUGGGCUAGAAAUGUGUGUUGACGCAAGAACUUUUGGGAAUGAGGCUCGAUUCAUCAGGCGUUCUUGUACACCCAAUGCAGAAGUGAGGCAUGAAAUUGAAGAUGGAACCAUACAUCUUUACAUUUAUUCUAUACAAAGUAUUCCAAAGGGUACUGAAAUUACUAUCGCCUUUGAUUUUGAUUAUGGGAAUUGUGGUUAUGAGACCAGAAGGAAAAAAGGAAAAAAAGACAAAGAUAUUUCAAAAGAAAAAGAUACACAAAAUCAGAAUAUUACUUUGGAUUGUGAUGGAACAGUCAACAAAAUAAAGAGUCCAGAAACAAAACAGAGAAAGCUUUCUCCCCUGAGAUUAUCAGUAUCAAAUAAUCAGGAACCAGAUUUUAUUGAUGAUAUAGAAGAAAAAACUCCUAUUAGCAAUGAAGUAGAAAUGGAAUCAGAGGAGCAGAUUGCAGAAAGGAAAAGAAAGAUGACUAGAGAAGAAAGGAAAAUGGAAGCAAUUUUGCAAGCUUUUGCCAGACUUGAAAAGAGAGAGAAAAGACGAGAACAAGCUUUGGAACGGAUCAGCACAGCCAAAACUGAAGUUAAAACUGAAUGUAAAGAUGCACAGCUUGUCAGUGAUGCUGAAGUUAUUCAGGAACAAGUAAAGGAAGAAACUGCUAACAAGCCAACCCCUGCCAAAGUGAAUAGAACAAAACAGAGAAAAAGUUUUUCUCGAAGUAGGACUCAUAUUGGACAGCAGCGUCGGAGACACAGAACUGUCAGCAUGUGUUCAGAUAUCCAACCAUCUUCUCCUGAUAUAGAAGUUACAUCACAACAAAAUGAUAUCGAAAAUACUGUACUUGCCAUAGAACCAGAAACUGAAACUGCAGUAGCAGAAAUAAUUACUGAAACUGAAGUCCCAGCACUUAAUAAAUGUCCUACAAAGUACCCCAAAACAAAGAAGCACUUGGUCAAUGAAUGGUUAAGUGAGAAGAAUGAGAAGACAGGAAAGCCUUCAGACAGCCUUUCAGAAAGGCCUCUGCGUAUAACUACAGAUCCAGAAGUGUUAGCUACACAGCUCAAUUCUUUACCAGGCCUCACUUAUAGUCCCCAUGUAUACUCUACACCUAAGCAUUAUAUUAGAUUUACUUCACCAUUCCUUUCAGAAAAAAGGAGAAGGAAAGAACCUACUGAAAACAUUUCUGGCUCGUGCAAAAAGCGAUGGUUGAAACAAGCUCUAGAAGAAGAAAAUUCAGCAAUUUUACACAGAUUUAAUUCACCCUUUCAAGAAAGAUCCAGAAGUCCUACAGUCAAUGGUGAAAAUAAAAGUCCACUACUAUUAAAUGAUAGCUGUUCCCUUCCAGAUUUAACUACACCACUAAAAAAACGAAGACUUUAUCAGUUGCUAAAUUCUGUUUACUCAGAAACCUCCACACCUACUCCUUCACCAUAUGCUACACCAACUCAUACGGAUAUUACUUCUAUGGACCCAUCAUUUGCCACUCCUCCACGGAUAAAAUCAGAUGAUGAAACUUGUAGAAAUGGAUAUAAACCUAUAUAUUCACCAGUUACUCCAGUAACUCCUGGUACACCAGGAAAUACCAUGCACUUUGAGAAUAUUUCUUCCCCAGAAAGUUCUCCAGAAAUAAAGAGACGCACUUACAGCCAAGAGGGAUAUGAGAGAUCUUCAACCAUCUUAACUUUGGGGCCUUUUAGAAAUUCCAGUUUAACUGAGUUGGGUCUGCAAGAAAUAAAGACCAUUGGUUAUACCAGCCCUAGGAGUAGGGCUGAAGUCAACAGGCAGUGCCCUGGAGAAAAGGAACCUGUGUCAGACCUUCAACUGGGACUGGAUGCAGUUGAGUCAAGCGCUUUACAUAAAACAGUGGAAACACCUGCACAUGACAGGACUGAGCCUAACAGCCAACUGGAUUCGACUCACUCUGGACGGGGCACAAUAUAUUCUUCCUGGGUAAAGAGUCCUGACAGAACAGGAGUUAACUUCUCAGUGAACUCCAACCUGAGGGACUUGACACCCUCACACCAAUUGGAGGUUGGAGGAGGCUUCCGAAUAAGUGAGUCAAAGUGCCUGAUGCAGGAUGAUACUAGAGGCAUGUUUAUGGAAACAGCUCUGUUUUGUACUUCCGAAGAUGGGCUUGUCUCUGGUUUUGGACGGACCGUUAAUGACAAUUUGAUCGACGGGAGUUGCACACCCCAGAACCCACCACAAAAGAAAAAGGUUUCUCUAUUAGAAUACCGUAAGAGACAACGUGAAGCUAGGAAAAGUGGCUCUAAGACAGAAAACUUUCCUCUGGUUAGUAUAUCACCUCAUGCAAGUGGAAACCUGAGCAACAAUAGUGAUGGGUGUGUCCAAAGUAAUGAAACCGGAGAACAGGCAGAAAACACAGCUAGCCUGCCUUUACCAACACCAGCUGCAGUUUAUAAUGCUACUUCUGAAGAAACCAGCAAUAACUGUCCUGCUAAAGAAGCUGCCAGUGAGAAGAAUGAACCUGAAGUUCAGUGGACUGCCUCCACUUCAGUGGAACAAGUGAGAGAAAGGAGUUACCAGAGAGCUUUACUUCUUAGUGAUCACCGAAAAGAUAAAGACAGUGGGGGAGAAUCACCUUGUGUCUCAUGUUCACCGAGUCAUGUUCAGUCUUCACCUUCAUCUCAUUCAAAUCACAUUUCCCAGUUGCAAGCUAAAGGCCUAGCCCCUUCUUUCAGUGAACUCAUGGAAGACCCUGACUCUGAAAAUCCAGAACCCACAACUACAAAUGAAUGUCCAUCCCCAGAUACUUCUCAAAACACUUGUAAAAGCCCUUCAAAAAUGAGCAAGCCUGGUUCACCGGGACCUGUAAUUCCUGCUCAACCACAUGGGAAAAUACUCACAAAACCAGAUCCCCAUUGGGAGACAACAGUUAUUGUAUCAGAAGCUGAGAACAGUGUUCACCUAAAAACAGAGCUCCAACAAAAACAGCUAUCAAAUAACACCCAAGCACUUUCAAAGAACCAUCCUCCUCAGCCACAUGUUCGCAGUUCAUCUGAGCAACUUUCACAAAAGCUGCCUUCUGCACCAACGAAGUUGCACUGCCCUCCAUCACCCCACAUAGAAAACCCUCCUAAGCCAUCUACGCCUCACACACCUGUACAGCAUGGUUAUCUCUCACCAAAGCCUCCUGCACAGCAGUUAGGAUCUCCCUACAGGCCUCAUCAUUCACAGUCACCUCAAGUUGGAACCCCUCAGCGAGAGCCUCAGAGAAAUUUUUAUCCAGCAGCACAGAACCUUCAAGCCAAUACUCAGCAGGCAACUUCUGGAGCAUUAUUUACACAGACACCCUCAGGACAAUCUUCAGCAACAUACAGUCAGUUUAACCAACAAAGUGUGAACAGCACGGCACCACCACCCCCACCCCCUCCGCCUCCUUCUUCGUCUUACUAUCAAAACCAGCAGCCCCCUGCAAACUUUCAGAAUUAUAAUCAGCUCAAAGGUAGUCUUGCCCAACAAACUGUGUUUACAUCAGGACCAAAUCAAGCACUUCCUGGCACCACAAGCCAGCAAUCAGUUCCAGGACACCAUGUUACUCCAGGGCAUUUUUUGUCCUCUCAGAACCCCACCAUUCACCAUCAAACUUCUGCUGCUGUCGUCCCACCCCCUCCUCCUCCACCACCUGCUCCAGGACCACACCUUGUACAACAGCCGAAUUCCCAUCAGCAACACUCUGUAGCACAUGUAGUAGGGGCAGUUCAUGCUGUCACUCCUGGGUCACAUAUGCAUUCUCAAACUGCUGGACACCAUUUACCACCACCCCCUCCACCCCCUGGUCCUGCCCCUCAUCACCAUCCGCCACCCCAUCCUUCCACAGGACUCCAAGGUCUACAAGCACAACACCAGCAUGUUGUAAAUUCAGCACCCCCGCCUCCUCCUCCCCCUCCUCCAUCCAGUGUUUUGGUUUCUGGGCAUCAUACGACAUCAGGCCAAGCUUUACACCACCCACCUCAUCAAGGACCUCCACUUUUUCCUUCAAGUGCUCAUCCAGCUGUACCACCGUAUCCCUCACAAGCUACACAUCAUACCACUUUGGGACCGGGACCCCAACACCAGCCUUCUGGAACAGGGCCACAUUGUCCAUUACCUGUUGCAGGUCCUCAUCUCCAGCCCCAAGGACCAAACAGUAUUCCAACACCUACUGCUUCAGGGUUCUGUCCUCAUCCUGGCUCUGUGGCCCUGCCACAUGGGGUGCAAGGACCUCAGCAGGCAUCGCCAGUGCCUGGACAGAUUCCAAUUCACAGAGCACAGGUGCCACCAACGUUUCAGAACAAUUACCAUGGUUCAGGGUGGCAUUAAAAUGGACUCCAAAAACAUUUUUUAAAAUGUUCUGUAAGAUAAACUGUAUAUUUCAUAUGUACCUAUUAAGGUACUUUUUAAAGCUUGUACAUGAAACUUUGUAUAAAAAAAAAAACAAAAACAAAAACCAGUGCUCUUUCAUUGUAUUUUUCCCAUUUUUGCUUUUUAAAAUUCCUUAAAAAAAAAAAUGUGCUAAGCCAGUAUUAGGUAUCUUUUAUUUUAUAAGUGAACAUUCCAGCUGUUUUCUGGCAAUAGAUUUGAUGCUACAUGAUCUUUAAAUUUUAUUGUUGCAGUUGAAUUCAUUUAGUGAAUGUUUUCUAUAUUAUUUUCUACAUAUGCAUUAAGUACACAGCUAAGUAAUGGCACUAUGAAGUUUUUUUUUUUGGGCAGCAGUUCUAUGAGUGCAACUUAGGUAUAAAAUGCAAUACAGAUUUUUAUAGUUUGGUGUGGACAUGGCUCAUUUUGUUUUAUCAGUUAUUUGCAAGCAGAAUGUAAUUUAAUGUAUAGAUGAUUUCUAAUGUCUCCUGACAAACUGUAAAUACUGCAUUUCUUUUGCGUAUAUAAUUGCUUACAGCUUUUUUCAUUUGAUAUAUAGCAUUGUACAUAUGACAAGUCUUUUGCAAAACUGUGUGAUCUUUGUGAAAGUAGUACAGUAUAUGACCUUUCAUUUCUUUUUUAUUUUAAAUAUACUGUCACAUUGAAGCACUGGUUGGGCAUUUUAAUUCAUGUUAAUAAAUCACAAUUAUGUCAGUUUUA
Ictidomys tridecemlineatus (thirteen-lined ground squirrel) is the source of this 6709-nucleotide messenger RNA. Lineage: Eukaryota; Metazoa; Chordata; Mammalia; Rodentia; Sciuridae. The record is from RefSeq and is a predicted model, not a curated record.